UUUAAAUUAGAAUUAAAAAAAUUAUAAUGUGGUACAAUUUUCAUUUUGUCAGCCAUAUUGUUUUAAAAUCAUUGUAAAUGAAAAAUUUAUAUUUUUUAAUUCGAAAUCAUGAAAGAAAUGUUAACAAAUCAAACUGGUUCAGGAUAUAAUAAUUCUUUCGUUAAUAAUAAUAAUAAUAAUGGAGAUUCCAAUAAUACAACUGAUAAUACAAGGAGAUAUGCUGUUCUUAGUACAGAUUGGAUAUCUUCAAUUGGAGAAGAACUUGGAAUGUAUCCCUUGCCAGAUUCUUUAUUAAAAAGACUUGCAGAAGAUGCCUCAUAUCGACUUAGAGAAGUUCUAUAUAAAUGCGUAACAAGAUUGAAACAUAGCAAAAGGAAACGCUUAACAUCUAUGGAUGUAAAUGCUGUAAUUACUAAUUUAUGUGAUGUAGAUCCAAUAUUAGGUGCACCAGAAUCUAUGCCAGAAUAUCAUACUGAAGCAAAAGUUUUUGUUCCUAAUGAACGAAUUAUUAAUUUAGUACAAAAAGUAAAUGAUCCAUUUAGUAUAUCACAGAACAAUGUACCUUUUAUUCAAGAAUCUGAAAUAUGUGAUAUAAGACUUACAGAAACACGAAAUAAUUAUGCAAAACGUGCAUUAAAAACAUUAUUCAAUGGAUCUCAAAAAACAUUUCAGGUUUUAAUUAAUGAUUGUUCUACUAAUGCUCAUUUGAGUGGAGAAGGUGUAGUAGACAAAUUAAUGUCUAUUGCUAGAUUUAUAAUAAUUUCAAAUAAUGUACAAUAUACAAGAGUAUCCACGAGGACAUGUCAACUUAUUAUUGCAAUUGCAAGCAAUAGUGAAGCUAUUUAUCCAUAUCAUUUAACUUCGGUCAAUAAAUUAACUGAAUUGCUAUUGGAAUUACUUUUAGGGCAAAAUUUUAUAAAUCCAAAUCUUGAAGCACUUUUAAAAACAUGCAUAUUAAAAUUAAUGCUUCGAUGGCCUUCUACUGCUGAUAAAUACAUCCCCACACUGGAGAAUGUGCUUUUAAAAGAAGAUAAAGAGAAUAUAGAUGGUAGUAAGAAAAAAAUAUUAGCUAUGGAACUACUGGCUAGCAUUCAACCUUUAAUACUUUUUCAACAAGAGUUACAAUCUCCACUUUCAGUGCAUUCUGUUUUAAAAUAUGCCUUACCUAGUUCUAUUUUAUGGCAAAAAAUAGCUCUUACUAUUUGUGCCCUUUUAAAAUCACAAGCUCACAUUAUAAACAUUGAAGUUUUCAUGGAACAUUAUGGAGAUUCUUUAUUACCAUAUUUACCAUUUCAAUAUAAGAGUACAAUAAAUGAAAAUAAAAAGCCUGCUCCUCUUCCUAUUACUAUUAAAAGUAAGGUAAAAUAUGUUAAUGUUAGGCCAGUAAUAAGUAAUCGGCUAUUAUGGGAUCGACAAACAGCAUUUCCUGAUUCUACAUUGCGAGGUCCACGUCGAGAAAUAAGAUUUGCAUUCGCUGGUGGACGACCGGUACCUCCAAGUAAUUUAAGACGUGUUAGUUUAAGAGCAAAUUAUCAAAUUUUAAGAAGCGAAUUACAAGCAACACUUGCUCUUGUAGCUUCACGAAGAUUAUUAGUACUUAAAGAUAAAAAAAAAAGGCCUUUUAAUACUUAUAAUUUAUUGUAUGGUUAUUUAUAAAUUUAAACAUAGAUGUAUAUAAUUUAAAUAACAAUUUUAGAUUCA
Messenger RNA from Apis laboriosa (Himalayan honeybee), 1701 nucleotides. RefSeq lists its product as uncharacterized. Lineage: Eukaryota; Metazoa; Arthropoda; Insecta; Hymenoptera; Apidae. The record is from RefSeq and is a predicted model, not a curated record. The transcript is spliced from 8 exons. Gene Ontology annotation, biological process: RNA polymerase II preinitiation complex assembly; transcription initiation at RNA polymerase II promoter. Gene Ontology annotation, molecular function: transcription coactivator activity; RNA polymerase II general transcription initiation factor activity; protein heterodimerization activity. The coding region runs from base 109 to 1656 and encodes 515 amino acids. Gene Ontology annotation, cellular component: SLIK (SAGA-like) complex; transcription factor TFIID complex; SAGA complex.